This is a messenger RNA of Anolis sagrei ordinatus, 570 nucleotides long. RefSeq names its product nudix hydrolase 2 (gene NUDT2). NCBI's taxonomy places the organism in Eukaryota, Metazoa, Chordata, Lepidosauria, Squamata, Anolidae. Gene Ontology annotation, molecular function: bis(5'-nucleosyl)-tetraphosphatase (asymmetrical) activity. The record is from RefSeq and is a predicted model, not a curated record. Gene Ontology annotation, biological process: ATP biosynthetic process; AMP biosynthetic process.
UUAGGCUAUGUGCAGGUCUUUCCUUGUAGUCUUUAAAGGAGGAAACAGCCUGAUUGGGGCCAGCAUGAGCGUCAGAGCGUGCGGCUUGAUCAUCUUCAGGAAACUUCAGGAGCUCUCCUCUGCUUCCACCAUUGAAUUCCUCCUCCUUCAGACCUCCUAUGGAAGCCACCACUGGAGUCCUCCAAAAGGCCACGUUGAUCCCGGGGAAGAUGACCUGCAAACAGCCCUCCGGGAGACAAAGGAAGAGGCUGGGCUGGACGCCUCCCAGUUCACCAUCCUGGACGGGUUUAGGAAAGAGCUGAACUAUACUGCCAAUGGGAAACCCAAGACCGUCGUCUACUGGCUGGCUGAGAUGAAGGACAGCAACGCAGAGAUCAAGCUCUCUUCGGAGCACAUAGCUUUCCGUUGGCUGAGCCUCGGCGAGGCUUGCAAGCUGGCAGAGUUCCUGGACAUGCAAAGCACAUUGAAGGAGGCGCAUCAGUUCCUCUGCUCCAAAGUAUGACAUUGUCAGAAGAAUGGUUAGUGUGCUACAUCCAUAAAAAUAAACCAUGGGCUACUAGUAAAAUACAA